Molecule: messenger RNA, 216 nt
Organism: Clunio marinus
Lineage: Eukaryota; Metazoa; Arthropoda; Insecta; Diptera; Chironomidae
Source: the annotation of a GenBank genome assembly
AUGACACCGGAAAAGACAGAAUUGUCUACGACCGAUAACAGACGAACUGCAGUAACAAAACAAAAACUCAAACUAAAGAACGACACGCAGUUAAACUCGGGAUAUGUUAACGCGACUAAAAUUCAAUUUCAACUGAACAUAAGAAAAGCAGAAAUAAUAAAAAAAUACGCGACGGAGCAAAGGGAUAGGAACACAAAUAGAAAUAAUGAGAAUUGA